AUGGGUGUAGAUCCCCCGAAGCACACUCAACGCCCGGAGAAACCUCCCCCAUCUCGUCACGUUCACUUCCAGAGUGACGGCUACGAGUCAACAACAGCUUCUGAAUCUUCCCCUGCCAUACGCGGUCGCCUCGGUGCCAAGCAAUCAACGUCCAAGACACAACAGUCGUCCACGUUCAACCUCCCUCUCCACCCCAACCGCAAACACCAAAUAUUACCUGUCGAAGCGAAGGCAAAGACCAGCGAGGACGCACCUGCCGCCGCUGACAAGACCUCAACGUCGCGGCCAGAAGAGAUAAACACUCAGCCCACCAACUUCCCUGCGCUCGGAGUUGCACCUGGUGGUCAAGAGCAGGCAGUACCCGCAGGUCCUUGGUAUACCUCGGCUCAACCUCAGUUCAGCCUUGUCCAUUCCCACCCUGCCUUCCCUGGAGGCGCACCCUACGGUUUCUAUCCUCAGCAACCUCAUCUAGCCAACAUGGCAGCCUUUCCGCUUGCUGGCCCGUUCGCCAAAGGUGUAAACUUCCAGCCUCCCGUGCCAGACACCACUUACGGCCCAAUGAACCAUGUCUAUAUCCCACGAUUCGACAAUGGUCUUGGUCCCCAUCCGACACCUGGGCAGCCGAUGCCUCAGUCCGCGCCCUAUGGCAUCAUACCCCCUGGCGCGGUUCCUCCUCAUCAGGCUCCUCCCGGCGCUUUCAUAGCUCAGCAACCCGGCUUCGUCGCUAACCCAACGGCCGUCUACAUGCCCCAGCCCGCGAUGUUUGGCGCCGGUCAGCCCGGCGUCACCGGCCCCGGUAACCAGCCCGUACCAAGCGGGGGUUUCAAUGGUCCCGGAGGUCCUCCUCCCUUCCUCGCAGGCAACACUGGACCAUAUCCCGACGUUUCUGGUCUAGGUCGCACGGGGGCCGAGGAGCAGGCCCGUCAACUUCAGUUUGCGCACGGCAACAGGGUCUUUGAACAGCAGGAGUUCAAACCGUCGGACGACGAUCCCAGUCGUUUCUACUACGUACGCGAGUUGGAUGGUAACUGGACCCAGCGCAGCCGCUUUUGCAUCGAUCAAAUGGGUGAUUGCCGCUGGUUUGUCACUGACGAGGGCUGGUUCUACGCAACGCGUCUGCCUAAUUCCUCCAAUGGAGAGCCCACACCUGAGCUUGAAGCGUCGAAAAAGACCAAGGCAGUUGACACCAAGUCAACAACCCCCAAACCCGCCAGCACCACAUCGACCGAGACACUGCAAAUAGUGGUCGGCUUCUAUGACGGCGUCCUCCACGGUCUCACCGCACAGAUACACCCUCCCACCGGGAAGCAAAAGAAACAGUCUGUCGAGUUUGCCGACACCUUCCUCCUUACCGCCCACACCAAAGCCAUCCGCUGCCUCGCCGUGUCCCCCGUCUCGAACCCGAUCCCGGGGCAAACACAAAAGGUCAUCCUCGCGUCGGGAAGCAACGACUCCAAGAUCAACCUCUACGACCUGUCAGCCCACCCGCCCAAGGAGCAGGAUGAGGACCCUCUCAAGUUCGCUGCGCCCCGACCGAUCAAGGAAAACAAGCGAAACCGAGAGCUGGGCAACCUAGAGCACCAUGCGUCCGCCGUGACGGCGCUGGACUUCCCGACGAGGGGCAAGCUCAUGUCGGCGAGCGAGGACUCUACGGUGGCUGUGACACGGACGCGCGACUGGGCGCUGAUCGGGACCAUCAAGGCGCCCAUAGCCAAGGCCGAAGGGCGGCCGAGCGGUGACACGGCGGCCCACGACGGCACGCCGCAGGGCGUCAACGACUUUGCGGUGCACCCGAGCAUGAAGCUCAUGAUGAGCGUGAGCAAGGGCGAGAGGAAGGUCAGGCCGUGGAAUCUGAUGACGGGCAAGCGCGCCAAGGCGUUGAACUACGAGCGCGAACUUUUACAGCAGAUUGGCGAGGGCAAAUACACAUCAGGCGAAGGAAAAAGGGUUGCCUGGGGCCACGUCGACGGCGAGGACGAGUUUGCCUUGGGCUUUGACCGUGACGUGGUCGUGUUCCGCAUGGCGGGUGAGCCCAAGUGCAGGAUCUUGUCGACGACAAGGACAAAGGUUCACCAGGUUCGCUACUUCUCCCUCUCGGACGAGGGCGCGUCAGACGCGGACGCGGACAGCUUAGCGCAUAGCCUGCUCGCCGUGUCGACGGAGGAUGGGCGCAUCGUCUUUGCGUCAACGCGCGAGGAGCACCUGACCACGAUCGCGGGGGUCAAGGACACAAUGGCACCGGGCACGGCCCGAACAGUCUGCGAAGUAGGCGGGAAAGCCGACGGCGUGACGGGACGCAUCAAGGAUUUCGUGGUCCUCCAGAGCGGAAAGACGUUGUACGUGGUGGGCGGGAGCAGUGAUGGGCAGAUCAGGCUAUGGGCCAUUGGUGUGGAGGGUCUGCGGGGUGCAUUGAACUCUCUCGCGGCAGCCGACGGCGGACAACCUCUAGGCGCGCUGAUUGGGACGUACGGCACCGAGAACAGGGUGAUGUGCAUGGCUGCGUACUUGAUGAUACCCCAUCCCGACGGAGACGAAGAGCAAGACGACUUUGAGGACUUUGAGGGUCUGGAUGCGGAGGAUGACGAUAGUAGCGACGAGUAG
Messenger RNA from Emericellopsis cladophorae, 2601 nucleotides. RefSeq lists its product as uncharacterized. The coding region runs from base 1 to 2601 and encodes 866 amino acids. Gene Ontology annotation, molecular function: protein binding. The transcript is spliced from 3 exons. The record is from RefSeq and is a predicted model, not a curated record. Lineage: Eukaryota; Fungi; Ascomycota; Sordariomycetes; Hypocreales; Bionectriaceae.